Sabethes cyaneus is the source of this 4572-nucleotide messenger RNA. It is a transcript of the gene Ranbp21, whose product is annotated as exportin-5. Gene Ontology annotation, molecular function: small GTPase binding; RNA binding; nuclear export signal receptor activity. Gene Ontology annotation, cellular component: nucleus; RNA nuclear export complex; cytoplasm. The coding region runs from base 257 to 3934 and encodes 1225 amino acids. The record is from RefSeq and is a predicted model, not a curated record. The transcript has 7 exons. Gene Ontology annotation, biological process: RNA export from nucleus; protein export from nucleus. NCBI's taxonomy places the organism in Eukaryota, Metazoa, Arthropoda, Insecta, Diptera, Culicidae.
UUUCAGCAAACGGUGGUGUUUUAUAUAAAAAUAUAUUCAAGCUGCCGUUUUCGAAACCACCGGAACGGCGCAAAAGGUGCCGGAGCUACGAGUUCAACUUUUGCGGAAAUGAUCGAUGCGCUAAAAUUUCGAUCAAACUAAUAAAAAAUUGUUGAUAAAAUUGGUAGAUCGAUAAAGCGAAAAUAGGGGAUAAAAGACAAUCUGGAACCUUGAUUGCCACUGUAUACUUUAUUUAAAAAUCAACAACCUGCCUGCGAUGGAACCGGCAAGUGAAGUGGUGGGAUUGGCCAAUGAGUUGGCUCGGGCGGUCAAAAUCACUAUGGACCCAGCAGCUUCGCAGCAGGCACGAAUGGAUGCUUACGUUGCUUGUGAGAGGUUUAAGGAAGUUUCCCCUCUGUGCGCACAAGCCGGUCUUUUCCUGGUUACGGAAAACUAUCCCUCCAUAGUGCGUCACUUCGGGUUGCAAUUGAUGGAGCAUACCGUCAAGUUCAACUGGAAUAACAUUUCACAGCAGGAAAAAAUUUUCAUCAAAGAAAAUGCCAUGAAACUGCUUUGUGCGGGCGUGGGCGAAGCACAGGAUCAGAGCGUGUCGCACAUCAAGGACGGUUUGUCGCGAAUCAUCGUUGAGAUGAUAAAGCGCGAGUGGCCCCAGCAGUGGACUACGCUGCUGGCAGAACUCAGUGACGCAUGCUCGAAAGGUGUGUCUCAAACCGAGCUGGUGCUGCUGGUAUUUCUGCGCCUGGUGGAAGAUGUGGCCUUGUUGCAGACUAUCGAAAGUAACCAACGGCGAAAGGAUAUAUACCAGGCCCUGACGGUAAACAUGUCGGAGAUUUUCGACUUCUUUCUAAGACUCAUAGAAUUGCAUGUAGGAGAAUUUCGAAAUGCCACUUCAAUCGGUGCAAAGGACAAGGCUUUUGGCCAUAGCAGAGUUGUGCAGGUCGCUCUACUGACAUUGACCGGUUUCGUCGAGUGGGUGUCUAUCAACCACAUUAUGGCUGCCAACGGAAGAUUAUUGCAAAUUAUGUGCAUACUGCUGAUCGAUGAAGAAUUUCAACAACCGGCAGCAGAAUGCUUGCUACAGAUAGUAAACCGAAAGGGACAAAUCAAGGACCGGAAGCCACUGCUUCUACUGUUUGACGAAGUUCCGGUAGGUCACUAUUAUCGUGCGGCAUUGCAAACCGAACGCAUGAACAGUGAAUCGUAUUAUACAUUUUUGAAAAAGUUGAUUCAAGUGUUGAUCGGACUGGCAGGACAGCUUACUGGCUUAUGGGGAAAAGAGGACUGCCAAAUACCCCGACAAAGUCUUGCGACUUUCCUGGAAACGGUUCUGGUUUUUACACGUCACUCGAGCUUUACCCUCAAUCAAUCGGCAGCGUUGAUUUGGAUGAGCCUGCUAAAGCACGAACAACUCUCUCGCGAUGCCAUGUUGCUGGAAUACAUUCCGAAAGUAAUCGAACUGAUUGGUCCAAAGAUCAUCAAGGUUGGUUAUCCAACCUCAAGGCCGACUGAAAUCGUUAUGCAUCCGCAGACGUUCAUAAGUAUAGACUACGAUAGCGAGGAGGAAUGGUUGAUGUUCUUCGCUCGCUGCCGCACGGAUUUGUUGGAGAUCUUUCGACAAGCCACAAUUGUGGCGCCUCUAGUGACGUUUUCAUACUGUGAACAAUGGCUUAAUGCACGCCUGCAGAAAUCACAUUCGGAACGUAACACCACGUGUAGCGUAACCGAUCCCGUAUAUCUUGAAUGGGAUGCACUGGUGAAUGUGCUAGACGGCGUGCUGUCGAGAAUCCUGCUAGUUACCGAGCGCCCGUCGGUCGCUACCGGACUUCACCUGUUAGAAGAAUGCCUCAAAGUCGAAUCCAAUGAUCCACUAAUUUUGUCAGUACUCCUGUCAUGCAUUUCUGCUCUGUUCGUGUUUCUCAGCAUGUCCUCCUGCCAGAUAACGUCUGCCAAUUGUGUCGCCAUGUCCGGAGUUCAACUAUUGCCAAGGGUUCUGGAUAAAAUAUUUGCCGCCCUGGUAUUUCAAAUACCCGGAGAAACUCGUAUCUCCCGAUCGAAGGCAGUGAAAAAUCAACGCCGUCAUGCGGCAUCUCUUAUGGUCAAGAUAGCUCACAAGUAUCCCUUGCUGCUGCUGCCCAUCUUCGACCAGAUCAACACUAGCGUUCACAAUCUCAUUCGUCAGCACGGCCAGCUGAGCAAUGUCGAGCAAGUAACUCUACUGGAAGCCCUCCUGUUGAUAUCCAACCAUUUCUGCGACUACGAGCGCCAAAGUAAUUUCGUGGUAGAAAUUACUCGCGAUGGAGUGGCUCUCUGGAUGCAUUUAGCUCCGAUCAUAAAGAAUGCACACACUUUCAUAGAUUUCGUCGGCUUGAAUAAACCUCCCGUGCAGCCCGGCAGUAACGUGCCAGAUCCAUACAACGUCAAUCGAGGCCAGAUAUUGUAUGCCCUCAAUCUGAUUCUCGGUGUGAUCAAGCGAUGCUCUUGGCCGGACGAUCCGGACCGUUGCUCUCGUGGCGGUUUCGUUGUGGCGCUGACCGAAUCCGGUAACCCUAUCUGCCGCAACCCAGCUACGUCGCACGUUGUUCCGCUGCUGCCACAUAUUCUCGCUUUGAUGCGAGUUUUCAACGAACUGUGGAAGCCAGAUGCCAUGGCCGCCGUUCAUGAGUACUUCAAGAGUGCGAACGGUAUGCAAGAGCACGAAAAAAAGCAACUGCUUGGUGUUUCGUCCGUGCUUCAGGAUCCGUUGGAUCCCAGCGUAAAACGACCGCCGACAGCCUACGAGCGUAUGCAAACGUUCCUCUCGCAAACAUUUGAACACUGUUAUCAUAUGAUGGGAGCGGCCGGACCGUCUCUCGGUCGAGAUUUGUACGCAUUGCCUGGCAUCGCAGAUGCUCUGAUUGGAAGCAUUUUUGCAAGCUUGGAAAAUGUUCCCGAUUUUCGCUUGCGCGUGCUGGUUCGAGUCUUUUUCAAACCGUUCGUCUACUCCUGUGCUCCAGUUUUUCACGAAACCGUUUUACUGCCCAUCUUUGCCCAUUUGGCACCAUUCAUGCUUACAAGACUGACCGCUCGCUGGCAAUACAUCACUGGACUGUACGAAUCCGGCGAGCUCGGUGAAGAUAUUAACGAUACCCAGGAGGUGCUCGAAGAUAUGCUGAAUCGCUCGAUGACCCGUGAAUACAUCGAUGUGCUGAAAGUUGCACUGGUCGGUAGCACGGUAGAUCCGACUGCGGCCAACACCAAUAACGAAGCCAGCAUGGACCAGGAUGACCAGAGUAUGGAUGGACCUCCACAGGCACUGUCUAGAGCCGCCCAGUCAGCAAUGACCUCGGAAGUGAUCAGCGAUUUGGGUGGAAAAUUGCUGCGCAAUCAGUACACCUGCACUCCGAUUGUGAUGACGGUUUUGAGCGUCCUCUCGUGGAACGACAGCAACUCAAGCCUCAAGGCAACAUUCCUCAGUGGUCCUGUAAUACGUUUUCUUGCAUCCGAACAACUGAUAACCGAAACGUUAGCCUCGAACAUAAUAAUCGCCGUUUUGCAAGGACUCCAAUUGCAUGGUCAGCAUGAAGCAAAUCAGGCAUCACUUAUAACACUCGGUGUACAAGUGUACGAAAUUCUUCGGCCAAAGUUUCCUAACAUUCUCGAAGUGCUACAGCAAAUUCCCAACAUUAGCGCAGCGGACAUUCAGAAGCUGGAUGAGAAGAUUUCCGUUUCGGCUAACACGAAGGGCAACAAAAUCGACAAGGCCAAGAAAGAUCUGUUCAAGAAGAUCACCUCGCACAUUGUCGGUCGCAGCGUUGGCCAGCACGGUAAGAAGGAAGUUCGUAUUCUUAACUUACCGCCAAUCAUCACGCCGACGGUGUCAGCAGCUGGACGGUACAAUCUUAUUGAUGGCGCCCAGGAGACGGGUUUGGCUCAUUUGUUCGCCAGUCGGAGUUAGUUUUCUCUCCCGUCCGCCGCCACCACUUUGCUAUCCUAUCAAAUAGGACACUGUUGCUUAGAUUCUAAAAUUGUUAGGCUUUCUUGUCAAUUUUCCUACCGCCGUUUUCUCUCGGUACCAGUUUAUUGUUUCUAAUUGCUUAUCAGUUAAGGGCAGAUCAAAGCAAUCCGAUGCUUGUUUAUUGUGCUUCUCAUUCUAUUUUAAAUAAUAUUUUAUUUAUUCUGCUGCAAGUGAGAAAGCAAAAACCCAGUUUUUCGAACAAUUGUAAAAUUUAACUCGAACAGCAUCUGCUUAAAUGAGUUUUGUAUUUAUUAAUUUGGAAUUUGUUAGAGCUUUGAAAGGUGUCGCCUAAAUCAAAUUACGAAAAAAAAACAUUCUGAAAAAGCCAUCGCAGUAGGAAUUAUCGAAACCGAUAAGUCGAUUUUGUAGAAACAAAAGAAAUGUUAAGUGUAGGUAGUGUGGAUAGUAGUACCGUAUAAGCGAAUUGAGACUGUGAAUCACAAACGACAUCCACUUGCGUCUUGCAGUCUUCGAGGCAUCACUCUAUGAAGGCUACAAGGAAACAUAAUGUAGUUCCAUAAUUAAAUCAUUGAAGACAAACAGUGGUGCUCGAACGCCCCGGGAAAUACUGAUUAUGU